This is a messenger RNA of Oncorhynchus nerka (sockeye salmon), 3895 nucleotides long. RefSeq names its product prospero homeobox protein 1-like. Lineage: Eukaryota; Metazoa; Chordata; Actinopteri; Salmoniformes; Salmonidae. The transcript is spliced from 4 exons. Gene Ontology annotation, cellular component: nucleus. The record is from RefSeq and is a predicted model, not a curated record. Gene Ontology annotation, biological process: regulation of transcription by RNA polymerase II. Gene Ontology annotation, molecular function: DNA-binding transcription factor activity, RNA polymerase II-specific; RNA polymerase II cis-regulatory region sequence-specific DNA binding. Bases 78 to 2102 code for a protein of 674 amino acids.
UCUGAGGUCCAGUCACCUCAUACUGACUCACUCCAAGGUGUCCUGACACAGCUAGUAAAAAGGUUUGCACAGUGAGUAUGAACCUGAGCCUCCCUGACCAGAACAUGCACAACCCCAGUGACGGUGGUCUGGAGGAUAACAAGGCUGGGCUCAUGAUCCCCUGCUUCCGUAGAAACAUGUACGAUGAGCCUCUAAUUUCAUACUCCAAUGGAUCCAUCAUCUCUCACCUCCUGCGCAAAACCAUCCACAACAAGAAGGCUCUGGACGAAAGCCAUUUCUACCUACCCACAUCGACUGUGUCCAGCUCCACAAUGGCUGACUCCAGUCAGGAGGACCAGAGCAGUGUCUCGUCCAAGGACAGCGCGGCAGAGUCUGCAUCCCCAGGCAGGCACCUCUCGACCAGGGUCAGCCCUGAGGAGGACAGGCCCCUGAGUGAUCACCUCCAGGCCAAGCGUGCCCGUGUGGAGAACAUCAUCCGCAGCAUGGCGGGGUCUCCCAACAGCAGGCUCCAUGGGGAAAGUGAAAGGGCUGAGUCAGACACCAGGGAGGCUAGAGAGGCCUACAGGGAGAACAAACGUAAACAGAUGCUCCCCCAGCAUCAGGAGCACAGUCUCAAUGCGGUAGCUCCAGCUAACAAAGGCAGCAGUAGCAGCAGCAGCAGUAAGGAUGAAGAGUGCCACAAACUGAAGGUGCAGCUCCAGAGCAUGCAGAGAAUCCUGAGACAGCUCCAGGAUAAGUUCUUACAGGUUUAUAACCAGGACGACGCUGUGCACGAAGACAGAGAUGACACAGGCACAGCCAGCCCUCCUGAAAAUGAUGACACCACACCAAGCAAAGAGUCUGGGUUCAUGUUCCGUAUAAACAUGGAUGAGGAGUUAGAGAGGAAGCAUGACAGUGGUAAAGGGGGCUGUAAGGACAGAGUGAAGACAGACAGAAGUUAUCUGACACAUCAAAGGGGAGGCAAGAACCUACAGGAGACUCUGAAGCAUGAGCUCUCCAAAGCGAUGAGUGAGAGUGUAGAUAUGGUGUUCAAGAAACUCUCCUCCACGGGGCUCAACCAGUCAUCUCAUCAGCGCAUGUGUCACACCCCGGAGAACAUCAUUAUGGGAGCUGAGAGGAAGAGCCAGGUACCCUGUAACCAGGAGCAAUCACACACUGAGGAGUCAGUCAAACCCCAGGCUCUAGAGCACUAUGAGAGAAGUGAGGCUUGCAGUCCUAAGGAUCAGACCGAAGCUCUGUCUCUAGUGGUCCGUAAGCCGCCCCUGAGCCAGCUUAGCUCAGUUACCCCGACGGUGAAGAGGCCCUAUCCCUUACACCAGUCUCCAUUCCAGUUCAACUACAGCACACCUCUCCAUGACAGUCAAAUGCUGGAACACCUCCUCAAAUACGGGCCCCACACUAACUUCGGAGGUCUCCCAUGCAUGCCCCCAUCCAUGGACAGAACCUCACCAAACUCGGUGGACCUACCCUGGUCCAUGAGGUCCAAAGUGACAUCCAGCCACCUGGCCCACCACCAUCACCCAUCAGGCCUGGGUCCAGUGACCGUGGACAGUCUGUGUCUCCCUCAUGUCAAGAUGGAGUGUGGGGACCUGCAGAGCAUAGCAGAGAGAAACUCCUACAUGUCUCUCAACAUCCAGCAAGGCCUAACCCCCAACCAUCUGAAGAAAGCUAAGCUGAUGUUCUUCUACACCCGUUACCCCAGCUCCAAUGUGCUGAAAACCUUCUUUCCAGAUGUCAAGUUCAAUCGAUGCAUCACCUCUCAGCUCAUCAAGUGGUUCAGUAACUUCCGGGAGUUUUACUACAUCCAGAUGGAGAAGUUUGCCCGCCAGGCCAUAGUGGACGGGGUCAGGGAUGUGAAAGACAUGUCCAUCAGCAGAGACUCUGAGCUGUUCAGAGCCCUCAACAUGCACUACAACAAAGCCAAUGACUUCCAGGUUCCUGAGAGAUUCCUUGAGGUUUCUGAAAUUACUCUUCAGGAGUUUUUCAACGCCAUUUCAACUGCUAAAGAUUCUGACCCCUCUUGGAAGAAGGCAAUCUACAAGGUCAUCUGUAAGAUGGACAGUGAUGUCCCAGAUGAGUUCAAAUCAUCCACCUGCCUAUAGACAGAGCAAGCAAAAGCCAUGCUCAAGGAAGGAAGGACAUUUUGAAGUCAUGCAAUGACAAUAAAUUCUGAUUUUAACCCGUUGCCAAUGAAUUGGAUUUUAGUGAGGAAAUUCUGGAAAAAACAUGAAGUUGUAUUAUACACAGCAGGAACCUACUUAUGGCACACACUUUUUACAGUCUUAGUAAACACAUUAUAACACUGCUUCAGCUCUCUCCUAUGAGUUUUUGGUAACACAUACUUGACACAAAGGUCAUAACCAUGUCAUAAUAUCUCACAACAGCUGAUUAUGACACCUACAUAAGAAGGUCACAACCCACAUGUAUUCAAAAAAAAAAUUUUCCCUGCCAAGAGGUUUCCUUUCAUUUGAACGUUUGUUUCUUCAAUAUUCUGUUGUUGUUAUGAAUUCUUUAGUCAUGUUUUUUUUCUCAUCACAUUUUAAAUAACUUGUAGAAAAUACACUUUAUGACACUGUCAUGAAGCGUUAUGACCAUCGUAAUCAUAUAAGGCAAAAAGGCCUAUCACGUACAUGCCCUUAUAUCGGUCAUCAGUCAUUUGCCCCUGAAAUCUGCUCCUGCAUUCAUCCCAGUCAUCAUAUAACAUAAACAUACUGUUGACACGUAGGCUAUGGUGUUAUGGAAUGUUUUGCCUUGUGUGGUAGGUUUCUGCCUUGUGUGGUAGGUUUUUGCCUUGUGUGGUAGGUUUUGUGGGUUUUGACACUAUUAUGUAGGUAUCAUAACCAGCCAUAAAAUAACGCAAUAUGUGUAUGGAAUGUUUUGCCUUGUGUGGUAGGUUUCUGCCUUGUGUGGUACGUUUUUGCCUUGUGUGGUAGGUUUUUGCCUUGUGUGGUAGGUUUUGUGGGUUUUGACACUAUUAUGUAGGUAUCAUAACCAGCCAUAAAAUAACGCAAUAUGUGUCACAACAGGUUGAAAUAUAUGUGUCAUGACAGUGUUAUGACCAUGUUAUAACAGGUUAUGACAAGUUAUGUCAGCUGUUAUGACAUAUUAUGACAUGGUUAUGACCGUGGGUGUCAAGUAAAGUGUUACUGAGUUUUUUUAAAGACUUAGCUGAGUGCAUAUGUUGUUACUGUGUCGUUGUGUUUCCAUGUGGAUUCAAUUAAUACAAUAUGUAGUUGCAUGUUUGUAGAUUUACUGAUAUUUAAAGGCAGUGCUUCAGUACUAUAGUGUACUUGCUAGGUCUGGUAGACUUACAAGUGUUAAGAAAUUUGUACUUUUUAUACAUAUUUGACUUAUGUUUCCUCAAUGGACAUGGGAUUUAAUCGUCUCUAUAGGUGAGAGAAAGAUUCAUUCGUAUCAAGUGUCUUAUGUAAAUGUAAAUACGCUACAAUUACAGUGUUUAAGACCAAAUAAAUAACCUAAUAACAUGUAAAUAUUGCAAAUGACCAGAAACUUACGAAAAAAGCUGUUUAGAAGUUUGUGUGCCUAUUGCUAUAGUCUAUGGCCUACUGUCAUCUUACUUCCAUAGACACCAUAUUUUGAGUGGUUAUUUGAUAGUCCAGUUGAUAGAUUAAAGCUGCACUUAACUUCAUCUUGUGACGUCUUGUUUCGUUAUAACUGAUUGUAAGUUGCUCUGGGUGAGAGUGUCUACUAAAAUUACUUGCAUGUAAACAAGCACAAUUUUAUUUUACUGAAUUAUUUCACAAUUAGUUUCAGGCAUUGCCAAAAAUUUUGUAAAUAUAAUUGACAUUUGAAGUACUAAUGUUUGUAACAACCCAUAUAAAGUAUUCUGCCUCAAUUCUGAGCCACUAAGGUACCUCUAAUCCAUGUAAUUAAA